AUGGCGACACCCGUAGUGGAUGCAAAGUAUUUGAAGGAAAUUGAGAAAGCUCGCAGGGAUCUUCGGGCUCUUAUCUCCACCAAGAAUUGUGCUCCUAUCAUGCUUCGUUUGGCGUGGCUUGAUGCUGGAACAUACGACGUGAAAACAAAGACAGGAGGCCCAAACGGCUCCAUCAGGAACCGAAAAGAUUUGAGUCAUCCAGCAAACACCGGUUUGAAAAUGGCUCUUGAUCUUUGUGAGAAUGUGAAGGCCAAACAUAAAAUUAUUACAUACGCAGACCUUUAUCAGCUAGCUGGAGUUGUUGCAGUAGAGGUAACUGGAGGUCCAUCUAUAGACUUUGUUCCUGGUAGAAAGGAUUCAAAUCAACCUCCAGAAGAAGGACGUCAUCCAGAUGCCAAACAAGGUGCAUCACACUUAAGAAACAUAUUCUAUCGCAUGGGUCUAUCUGACAAGGACAUUGUGGCGCUCUCUGGAGGCCACACUUUGGGAAAAGCUCAUCGGGAAAGAUCAGGCUUUGAAGGGCCAUGGACAGAAGACCCUUUGAAGUUCGACAACUCAUACUAUGUGGAACUUUUGAAAGGGGAAUCAAAAGGGCUAUUGAAACUUCCCACUGACAAGUCUUUAGUUGAGGAUCCUGAUUUUCGUCGCUAUGUUGAACGUUAUGCAGAGGAUGAGGAUGCAUUCUUUGAAGAUUACGCAGCCUCACACAAGAAGCUCUCGGAGCUAGGCUUCACGCCCCUGACCGCGGAAAAAAGUAACAGACUGAAGUCGAUGCAAAAUGCAGUCGGAGUUCUCGCCGCCGUUAGUGUCGCCAUAGUUGUGGCUAUUCUCCUUAAAGGAUCAUACACUAGGAAGUAGGGACAUGUAAGAGGGCAGUAACACACUUACAAUGUUAUUACUACCUAUUUUUGUACAAGAAUA
Molecule: messenger RNA, 921 nt
Organism: Morus notabilis
Lineage: Eukaryota; Viridiplantae; Streptophyta; Magnoliopsida; Rosales; Moraceae
Product: L-ascorbate peroxidase 3
Exons: 9
Coding region: 1-858 (285 amino acids)
Biological process (GO): response to reactive oxygen species; hydrogen peroxide catabolic process; cellular response to oxidative stress
Molecular function (GO): heme binding; peroxidase activity
Source: RefSeq, a predicted model, not a curated record